GAGGAUGGCAGCUCGGCGUGCACUGAAAGCUGUCUUGGUGGAUCUCAACGGCACACUUCACAUUGAAGACUCAGCUGUGCCAGGCGCUCAGGAAGCUCUUAAAAGGCUGCGUAGUGCUCCGGUUACCAUUCGAUUUGUGACGAACACAACGAAGGAGUGCAAGAGAGAGCUGCUGGAGAGGCUGACGAAACUGGGCUUUGACAUUGCAGAAAAUGAGAUCUUCACAUCUCUGACUGCAGCCAGGAACCUUCUGGAACAGAAGCAAGUGCGGCCACUCCUCCUGGUGGAUGAUAAGGCCCUGCCUGAUUUCACAGGGAUAGCCACUAAUGACCCCAACGCGGUGGUGAUAGGACUGGCUCCAGAGCACUUUCACUAUGAGAUGAUGAACAAAGCAUUUCGGCUGAUUUUGGAUGGGGCUCCUCUUAUAGCUAUACAUAAGGCCAGGUAUUUCAAGAAAAAAGACGGCUUGGCUCUGGGGCCUGGACCUUUUAUAACUGGGCUGGAAUACGCGACGGACACCAAAGCAACUGUGGUGGGGAAGCCAGAGAAAACCUUCUUCCUGGAAGCUCUGCGGGGAACUGGCUGCACCCCAGAGGAUGCUGUCAUGAUCGGUGAUGACUGCAGGGAUGAUGUUGGAGGUGCUCAGAAGGCGGGUAUGCUUGGGAUUUUGGUACAGACUGGUAAAUAUCGACCAGCAGAUGAAGACAAAAUCAAUCCAGCUCCUUACUUAACCUGUGAGAGUUUCCCAGAGGCCGUGGAACAUAUCCUGGAGUGCCUGCUAUGAGAAGCAGGGGGGUGCUAUGAGGAAGGGAACAGUUAGUUUGAAGAAACAUCUCUUUCACAUAAUUUCCUUUACUCUUGCUUCAUAAAAUUGUCACAGGAUCAAUGCAUGCCUUUCAUCAGAAAACUAGCUGUGCGCUCCUUCCACUCUCAUUGUGAAAGGGCAGACGAUCCACAAAGCCCUUCUCCUGUAGUAGUUUCAGGAGGAUGUGAUAAGGGACUGUGGACACUCACAGGGGAGACAGGCUGCAGCCUCCUGAAUGACAUGGGGAGCACUGCAGAGAGUUCUGUUUAUUUUCAGUUUUCAAGAAAUAACUGAUGAAAAGCCCUGUCUGGAAAGUGUCAUGGUUCUGCUGCUGAAUGAGCUAAACUGAACUCCCCCUCACUGGAAGUACUCAUGUAAAUAAACCCCAAAGACUAACAGAGCCUCAGUCAGCCUGUAUUGAUUUCACUGAGGAUGUCCCUGCUCUGCUCUAAUUUAAAGGUGGAGCUUAUGCACGUUUAGAAGUGACUUGAAAAUAUCACCAUUGUUUAAUAAUAAUUACUGUUGAUAUCUUUCCUCUCAUUAAGAACAGAUCCUGGGUUUUUUGUUUUGGAAAUUUGCCGUAAAAUUAAAAACUGUCAGCAUUUUACAGAUGUUUUAAUUAGAUGCUGUUAUUAAAAAGAAUGAUACUGAAACAAAACCCUGGUAUUAAAUGCC
Messenger RNA from Neopsephotus bourkii (Bourke's parrot), 1480 nucleotides. RefSeq names its product haloacid dehalogenase like hydrolase domain containing 2 (gene HDHD2). The record is from RefSeq and is a predicted model, not a curated record. The coding region runs from base 5 to 784 and encodes 259 amino acids. The transcript is spliced from 6 exons. Gene Ontology annotation, molecular function: phosphatase activity. Gene Ontology annotation, biological process: dephosphorylation. Lineage: Eukaryota; Metazoa; Chordata; Aves; Psittaciformes; Psittacidae.